This is a messenger RNA of Parnassius mnemosyne (clouded apollo), 363 nucleotides long. The record is from the annotation of a GenBank genome assembly. NCBI's taxonomy places the organism in Eukaryota, Metazoa, Arthropoda, Insecta, Lepidoptera, Papilionidae.
AUGAAUUUGAAUUUUUGUUUUUCUUUUCUAUGUUUAUGUUUCGCAUUGGUCGAAUCAUUUUUUCUUUUUGCAGAAAAGAACGAGCCAAUAUGGUUUUGCCUGAAAGUGUGCCCACUCUAUUGUGCUCGCCGAAGACACGAUGAAGAUGCUUCAUCGCUCGUAUACUGGGACGAAGAUUAUAGUUCAAUUAUACAUGAAGAACCCGAAGUAUUCCUGCCUUAUCAUUAUUUCUGCAAGCCUCCUAAGUCUAGACCCACCACUACUACACCACCGCCAACUACUACGAUGGCGACUACCACAGAAGAGCCCACAUGGAUAUGUAUGGUAUGCAUGAAGAAAUGUGGAAGUUUAAAGAAGAAAUAA